This is a messenger RNA of Rhopilema esculentum, 1849 nucleotides long. Its product is annotated as bifunctional peptidase and (3S)-lysyl hydroxylase Jmjd7. NCBI's taxonomy places the organism in Eukaryota, Metazoa, Cnidaria, Scyphozoa, Rhizostomeae, Rhizostomatidae. The record is from RefSeq and is a predicted model, not a curated record.
AGUUGUUUGUGUUGUUUCGUCUUCAAUUCAAAGAAGGGUUGGUAAAGCACAGCACCGAUGAAAAAAUUUGUUUUUGCUCUGUUUUUGUAUUUGCAAGUUAUAAUGUCAGCAAGGAAACCGAUAUCCAAGGUCACUUACAACCCCUUGGAUCACACCAGGUUGCAGAAGGAAACGUGCAAGAGAUUAACGGCUUCUUAGAACCGUUGACGUUUUUCCAAGAAUUUGUAAACAAGUCACAGGCUGUUUUGUUUAAAGGGGCAUGCAAGGGAUUCAAGGCGACCAGGCAGUGGAAUGACAACUUCCUCAGGAAAAGCUAUGGGGAACUAAUGUUAAGUGUGGACACAUCCAAGAAAGAAACCAGAUACAAAUCUGCUAGGAAAAUGAAAUUGAAAAACUUCUUGGAUAUUUACAAGAGAGAGGAUCUUUAUAUGAUUGAUACAAUUCCUGAAGAAAUGCAGAAAGAUCUAGAAAUCCCAAAAGUAAUUUCUAGUGAUGGUUUUUUAAAUCGUCUUCAGGACCUUGUGCUGUGGUUCAGCAGUGGAGGCUCAAAAUCACAUCUGCAUGUGGAUACUGUUGAAAACAUAAACUGUAUGAUAAGUGGGUCGAAAAGGUGGUUCCUGGUUGAUAAGGCCUACAGUCCAAAUAUUAUUAUGGACCACGAAGAGGGUGAUUAUUGCAGUGUUGAUGUUGAUAAAGUAGAUAUGCUCAAGUAUCCUUUCCUCAGGAAGUUGCAAUGGUGGAAUGCUACUGUCGAGGAAGGCGAUUGUAUUUAUGUUCCUUACAUGUGGGCACAUCAGGUUUCUUCAUCAGAUCGAAAUAUUGCUGUUAAUUUCUGGUGGACACCUGCGUUCAAUUUCAACGUAUCUGGAUAUACUGCUCAAGAAAAUAGAAGCAUAAUGGACCUGAAGUUUAGUCAUGCAGAGCACUACAGAUUUCUCUUGUUGCAGCUAUCAAAUAUGCAAAAUAAACCAAUUGAUUUUGAAAUUGUCAAUCAAAACAUUGUGUCUGAACAUACUGGGAAGAAGAUAAUAUCACACAAGGACUUUGGCAUGAUUGAUAAAAGCGGGGAUGGGAGGAUUGAGCCCAAUGAGAUAAAUUUACUUACAAGCGCUGAACUAAAUACGAUAUUCGAUGGAGAAGAGCCUGGGACUAUCAACAUAAAAGGAAAAUCAAUGGUAGCAGAAAAUAAUGAUCAGGUGUGGGGUGCAACAAGAGACACAGAUAGCUCUGUGAAAAUCAAUGAGGAUAAGCCUAAAGAAACCACAAGUCGUGAUACAGAACUUUAGGUAUAAAUAUACUUGCAAAUCAUAAUAGUUGUGUUAAAGCAAUUUUUUGUUAUUAAGCUAAAUUUUGAGUAAAUUGUCCUGAGAAUAAUAUUUUCAUAACCCAGCUCCUCAGUCUCUGAUCCAACACUCUGAGUUAUUCAAAAUGUUUCUUUCUUCAACUAAAAAGGUUAAAGUCAUAGAAAGGUGCCAUAUUCUGAUAUUUAUCUUUUAGAAUUUGCCUGUACCCUUACUCCUUUUUAGAAAUUUGAAUUUUCCCUGGAGCUAUCAUGGGAAAGGUUUUGAAAGCAUUGCUGACAUUGGGCCUGAAAGUUUUCCCAAGUCUCUAUUCUAAGUCGAACAGUAUGAUUCUAUCAUUUUGAUCACAGCUAUUAACAAACUAUUUCUUUCAAUAUUCUAAACAUUUUCAUGGCAUAGUGUUAGAUCCAUAGCUGAUAAGGGGAUAAAAUAUUAAUGGCUGUAAUCUAUUAGUUAUUCUUAAUGUUUUAAUGUCUUUUAAUAAGUUAAAUUCAUUUCACUUCUAUGUUGACAGUUAGUGUAUUUAUACUUUAUGAGACAUUUUUUUG